This is a messenger RNA of Paramecium sonneborni, 300 nucleotides long. The record is from the annotation of a GenBank genome assembly. Lineage: Eukaryota; Ciliophora; Oligohymenophorea; Peniculida; Parameciidae.
AUGAAUGGAAGAGAUUGUGAUCUUUUCUUAUAUUUUAAGAAUUUAAUCUUCAGAGGAUUUAAAGCACUUCAAGGAUUCGUUGAUGAAUUAAUUAUGAUUAUUGAAAAUAUAAUGUAAGAUAGUGAGUAGCCUUGUUUUGAAAAAUUCGAUAUCAAAGAAUUUAAAGAACGAUUGAAAAAAGAAGCAAAUGAUAAAUCAUUAUAGAAAUAUGUUGAUAGAUUAAUUGAUUACAGUGACAAUAAUUGGAGAACAAUUCAGUAUGAUAAUUUUCAAAGAAUGACUAAUGGAAUAAUGCCUUGA